Raphanus sativus (radish) is the source of this 1417-nucleotide messenger RNA. RefSeq names its product EID1-like F-box protein 1. The record is from RefSeq and is a predicted model, not a curated record. Lineage: Eukaryota; Viridiplantae; Streptophyta; Magnoliopsida; Brassicales; Brassicaceae. The transcript is spliced from 3 exons. Gene Ontology annotation, molecular function: protein binding. The coding region runs from base 350 to 1249 and encodes 299 amino acids.
AGAGAGAGAGAGAGAGAGAGAGAGAGAGCUACAUGGAAUUGGAGUAAACAAAAAAAAAAAGCUUUGAGAUUUCUUUCCUCUUUAUCAGCGAAGAAUCGUUCGUUUGUUUCCUUCCUUCCUUGUUGUUCUGGAAUCUGAGUUUUUGUUUUCGGAGUCUUCGAGGUUUCUUCCUCAUUCGUUUGCUGCUUCCCAUCGAAACUCUCUUCUGGUGGAAUCUGAGUUCUAGUUUUGCGGUUUUUUCUGCUGGGAUUUGAGCAGAAAGCCAAGUUUGAUGUUUUGUUGAAGUAUCCACGAGUUUUAUUCUGUUGGAAGCUCCUCUUUGUGUGAUUGAAACGGAGAGAGAGAGAGAAUGAUUUUACCAAAGCAGUAUCGCUGCACACACUCCCCGACCUGCCAGUGCACGAGAGGCCAUCUAAGCGAAGACGUGCUGUUACUAGUCUUCCAGCAUUUGAACUGGAACCCUAAACUAGUCGCAACACUCUCCUGCGUGUGCAAAUGGUUCGACGAUUUCGCCAAACGUGUCCUAUGGAAAGAGUUCUGCAAGACUCGCGCGCCAAGAAUGAUGCUUGAUCUGCAGUCCAGCGGUAGCCACUGCAUCGACGGCAACUGGAGAGCCCUAGGGAAGCUUCUCAUCUACUGCUCAGGAUGCACACAAGGCGGUCUUUUCAACAGCACCGUUCAAAUCCCUGGCCACUUCGUUUACAGAACAAGAUUCUCGAGAACAUUAGGGAGAAGCCUACUGCCGCCUCAGUGUAGAACUGAUGUUCUCUACGUUAGUGAUCCGUGCGAGCAUCUUGAUCAAGGAGAAGAAGGAGACGUGGGUUUGUUCCGUGGGAUUUUCAAGUCGUUCCCAACGUCUAGAGUCAGGAAAGUUAUCAUUAACAAGGCGGUUCCGUUUCAUCCCUCUGAGGUUUGUCCGUACUGCAAAGCUAAACUGUGGAGCAUGCUCCAAGCUAAGAUCAUACCCCAGAGUGCUUGCGUUCGUUUGGAAGCUUAUGAGGACUGCAUUGAGUAUUUCGUUUGCCUUAAUGGACAUUUGGUUGGUAUCUGCACUCUGGCUCCUUUGUCUGAUUCUGAGGAGGCGGUUCCAAGUGAAGAUAGCAAUCACACAGAGAAGAAACAAGACAAUUGCUUGGGUAAAGAGAAUGGAUUGAAAAGGAGACAUUCUUUAUUGGGUGGAAGUGAGAAUGGUGGACCUUCUCCUCAAAAACGGCUGACCAUUUCGAAUCAAUGUGACAUUGAUGUGUGAAAAACCGUCUGUAAAUUUGUUGUUGUUUUGUGUGAUUCUUACUAACUAUAUUUGCAUCCUCAGAGAUUCAUUCAUUUACAGUCAGGUUAUGAUCAACGGUUACCAUAAUCUCUGGUUAUGAUUUUUUUUAACUCGCAUUGAGAUGAAUGUUAUCAUUGUGUUCUGUCG